Messenger RNA from Glarea lozoyensis ATCC 20868, 612 nucleotides. RefSeq names its product Ribosomal proteins S24e, L23 and L15e. Gene Ontology annotation, cellular component: cytosolic large ribosomal subunit; ribosome. Gene Ontology annotation, biological process: cytoplasmic translation. The coding region runs from base 1 to 612 and encodes 203 amino acids. Gene Ontology annotation, molecular function: structural constituent of ribosome; RNA binding. NCBI's taxonomy places the organism in Eukaryota, Fungi, Ascomycota, Leotiomycetes, Helotiales, Helotiaceae. The record is from RefSeq and is a predicted model, not a curated record. The transcript is spliced from 3 exons.
AUGGGCGCCAACAAGUAUAUCGAGGAGCUGCAAAAGCGCAAGCAAUCGGAUGUCUUGCGUUUCCUUCUCCGUGUCAGAUGCUGGGAGCUUCGACAAUUGAAUGUCAUCCACCGCGCUUCCCGCCCAUCUCGUCCAGACAAGGCUCGCCGUCUUGGUUACAAGGCAAAGCAAGGCUAUGUCAUCUACCGCGUUCGCGUUCGCCGUGGAGGUCGCAAGAAGCCUGUACCAAAGGGUGCUACAUACGGAAAACCAACCAACCAGGGUGUUAACCAGCUCAAGUACCAACGAUCUCUCAAAUCAACCGCCGAGGAGCGUGUAGGCCGACGAUGCGCGAAUUUGCGAGUUCUGAACUCGUACUGGAUCAACCAGGAUUCUACCUACAAAUACUUCGAGAUCAUCUUGGUCGAUCCUCAACACAAGGCUAUUCGCCGUGAUGCCCGCAUCAACUGGAUUGUCAACCCUGUUCAUAAGCACCGUGAAUCUCGUGGUCUCACCGCUACCGGCAAGAAGUCUCGUGGACUGGGCAAAGGUCACGGAUACAACAAGACAACUGCUGGUCGCAGAAAGACCUGGAAGAGACACAACACUCUCAACCUCCAACGUUACAGAUAG